Molecule: messenger RNA, 1513 nt
Organism: Telopea speciosissima
Lineage: Eukaryota; Viridiplantae; Streptophyta; Magnoliopsida; Proteales; Proteaceae
Product: TSL-kinase interacting protein 1
Exons: 8
Coding region: 118-1443 (441 amino acids)
Biological process (GO): pattern specification process
Cellular component (GO): nucleus
Molecular function (GO): chromatin binding
Source: RefSeq, a predicted model, not a curated record
UAUCUCAGGCAGAAAGCUAGCUCAUUCUUGACUCCUCACCCCUGUUACAGGAAGAACUGGCUUCUUGGAAGAAGAGUCUGAUCAGAAAUUCUAUUGUCACCCAAGUUGACUAUUGCCAUGAAAACUUCUGGGAAGCAAAGGAGAAGAAAGGAUGAGGCUUCACUAAAGAGCAAUACUACUAUAGGCAUUAGUUCCACCAGAGGAAAAAAUGAGACUAGUUUGGUUGGAAAAGAUGAGCACCUUUUGUCUUCUAGAACAACAAAUGAUGUGCUUGAGCAUGGCCAUGGACAGACACAACAACCUUCUGUGAAGAUCAAGCUCCAACUUUUCCCUAUAGAUGAACAAACACGCUUAGGACUGGAAAAGGAUGGCCAUAAUCCGCACUUGGAGCUUUCUUUAAAAGCUCAGAAAAGGAUACACUCAGUGGUAAAGCAUCUCAAUAAGAAGUGGGGAAGUUCAAGCAUAGCAAUGGGGGAGCUCAUGCUAUUCCCGUACAGCAUUCAGAUGGAAAAUCUAUCUGUGUACAAAAGAUGGACUUUGAAGGACAUUGAUACUAGUGCGGAAGAUGUAUAUGCAGUAAUUGGCAGGCCUUCCAUUUUCCGCUUGAGGUAUGGCUGGUUCUCUAAUUUCGAGCCUAAAAAGCUUCAGUUACCUCUCACCUCCAGCGGCUUUGAGGAAGGAUUACAAUCUGAAGACAAACAAAAUGAUUUUAGUAAGAAAGUGGAGAUCAUGGAAAGAGAAAAGCAAAGAUUUGAGGAUGAAACAAGAACAAACAAAGGAGUCACAUUAUCAUCAGUUGCAUGUCCUGAUAGUCUCACAAACAUUAGCAUCGGAGGUCUGCUGUCAGAAGCUUCCCUGCAGGGUAACACCAGUUGUGAUCCAGUUAUUGGGAAUGAUUUGUGCUUGCAGCAAGUUCCAUUCACCUGUGAUUCAUUUGAUGCUGCUAUUUCAAAUCUUAUACAUGGUCGUGCUCAAGGCCCAAAACUAUCCUCUAAUGGAUCUUUUUCAUCCAUCUUGGAUGCGGAAGAAACAUGCCAUGCAUUUCCAUUUCAAAAAAUGUUGUCGCUAGGUGAAAAUCUCCUCCCUGCUGCAAGAAGUGCUCCUUCUGGAUGUUGCAGUCAAGAUGCUAGUUCCAAGUCAUUCAAAAUCUCCAAUUCGGUUGAGGUGGAAAAUCAAACUGAACACACCCAGGAACAUGCUCCACAAGCACCAAAGGAUGACUUGCUACCUCAGACACCAGGAAUAAAUAAUGUUGAAAGCAGCCUUGGGCUGGCAGACAUCAAAUGGACUGAUUCUUUGGGGCCAUUAGACCUGGGUUUAUCAUCCUUGCGUCAGAUAAUGAGCGGGGACAGUAUUAGCCUCAGUGGAUUCUUUGGCAGCAGUCUAGAUGCAUUCCAUGGCUGCUCACUCUUUUCAAGAGAUGGAAAGGCUCCUGCAACUUGAAAAAAAGAAGCCUCGAAACCUGAUUUAUUAAAGAAUGAGCACAACAAUUGAACCUGUUUCAUGUAGUUUG